This is a messenger RNA of Nezara viridula (southern green stink bug), 9588 nucleotides long. Lineage: Eukaryota; Metazoa; Arthropoda; Insecta; Hemiptera; Pentatomidae. The record is from the annotation of a GenBank genome assembly.
AAAAAACAUGGGAAGGUUAUAAUUUAAGUAAUAAUGUUACCUGUCAAUUUAAAAAUUUUAUAAAUUUUUACCUUAUAAAUAUGUAUUUUCCGGUUGGUUGGCCAAAAGUUUUAAAUAUUAGUAAUACCUUAAAUUGCUCAAUUCGUCAAUUAGUGUGUAAUAGGGAUAAAAUUUUAUUUGCGGUUCUAACGGAUGACAGUUUACUGGUUUAUUAUUGUAAGCCAUGUUUACUCUUAGUAUUACAUCGAAGAAAGCAGCAGCUUUUAGACGAACAAGGAAUGAACGAGCUGGUCGAAUGGAAACCAGAUUCCAGUGCUCUGAUAGUAAUUACUUCUGGAGGUGUUAUAUUAUUGUACAAAGUAGUAUGUGACCCUAACAAUAGAGGCGCAUAUGAACAAAUAGACCCACCCCAACCUAACCUUCGCAGAGAUAGUGCUGAAUUAUUUAUAAAACAAGUUAUUCCUAAUAUCAACAUUAAUUUGGUGAAAGAGGUUUCUGUUGGCUGUGGAAUUACUAGUAUAAGUUGUAUCAGAGAUGAACUAAUGGUAGCCACUACGCAAUGUCAAAUACUUAGAUAUAAGUGGGAUUUGACAUUGAACCGUGACUAUUGUGUGGAGUUAAACCGUGUUCCAUUUUGUUUGGAUCAGCAAGCAUCUAAAGCUAUUCCGAUCGUUGAACGAAAUACUUAUGUAAUUGAUAUGGAUUAUUCCCCUCUUAUUGGUGGAUUUUCUAUAGUGUUGAAUGAUGGACGUUCAGCAUUUCUUACCGCAUAUUCUUUGAAGUUUGAUCCUAAUCAAAUGCAAGGAAUUUGGGCUCCAAAUAUUGAUGAUGGAACGUGCUCAUCAGUCAACCAUAAAUUUAGACUUAUCACUUUUGGAAGAAGAAACUCUCAGUGUGUAGUUUAUAGUGUCGAUGAAACAACAGGAGCACUUAUUGUUUCCCAUAAGCUUGUCAUACCUGGGCAGGUUUAUCCUGGGCCAAUAGGAGCUGUAAGUUGUAUGCGGUGGAGUCCUGACGCAUGUGCCUUAGCAGUAGCCUGGUCUACCGGUGGUUUAUCAUUAUGGAGUACAUUUGGAGCACUUCUUAUGUGCUCAUUAUCUUGGGAUUAUGGCCUCAAUGCAGAUUUAGCUCUCAGUAAUCCACUAAUUAUAUACGGAAUGGAAUGGUCUGCUGAAGGUUAUCAAUUGUGGAUGAUCAAAAGGUCAAGAAAUUGCAAAUUUAUAGAACAUUCUCCAGAUUCUGUUAUUCAAUUAAGUUUUGUUAAAAGUGCCUUAACUGUAAAUCCAUGCAUGAGUCAUCAGAAUCAUCUCUACCUCCAAGGGGAAGAUAAAUUGUAUAUAAACCUUGGUGUUGGAUUAUCUCAGGUUUUUAAUUCUUUGGGAAAGUCAAAUUGUGGUAGGGAUUCUCCUCUCACCUGUACCUCUGCUCUAGUUGAUUCAAAACAAUGGAUUGUGGUUCAAAUUCCGUCGGCAUAUUCAGCAACUAAUUGGCCUAUACGGUACACUGCUAUUAAUCACAAUGGUGAUAAAUUGGCUGUGGCUGCCCAUGCUGGAUUGGCUCAUUAUUCUUUACUAACUCAUAAGUGGAAGCUUUUUGGAAAUGAAACUCAGGAGAAAGAUAUGCUUGUUACGGGUGGACUUCUUUGGUGGAAUGAUUAUAUUGUUGCAGGAUGCUACAAUAUUCCAAAUCAGCAAGAUGAAUUAAGACUGUAUCCAGAUAAUUUUAGACUUUGCAAUUCACACAUGACCUCAUUGAAACUUAGUUCUCAGGUCUUGCUGCUUGACUGUUUACAAGAUAAUAUUUUAAUUUUUUGUGCUGAUGGCCAUAUCACAAUUUACAAUAUGAUGGAGAAACAUAAAAAAGACUCAGGAGAAAAUGUUGAACUGACUUGUAUUCAAGCUAUUGAUAUGUCAGCUUUAUGUGUCCAUCCAGCUUGCUUUGUUGCUCUUACUUUAACAUCACUAAGAAUUGAGCCAUCACGGAUGAACCAUUCCCAAAGAAAUAAUUUUGUUAUAAAUGUUUCUGGACGUCUACUAAUGGUUAACCAGCAGGAUGAUCAUGUUCAAUCACAGAUAUUACAAGCUCCUACUGUUUUGGCAUCAUGUGUUGAAAAUGUCUGGUCUCCUAUGAACUUUUGUAAGAAUAAACCACACCUGACUGAAGCAUUAUGGUUGUAUUGUGGAGCUCAUGGAAUGAGAGUUUGGUUACCAUUAUUUCCUAGACAUGGGGAUAAUGCUCAUACAUUUAUGUCAAAAAGAAUUAUGCUUCCAUUUCAGUUGAAAAUAUAUCCAUUAGCCAUUUUAUUUGAAGAUGCAAUCCUACUGGGAGCUGAAAAUGAUACACUUUUGUAUACUUCUGAUGCAAAUUCCCCAUUUUCUCUUCCAUUUUGUGUUCUUGAAAGAACGAGUCAAGUUUAUUUACAUCAUAUUUUACGUCAGUUGAUAAGACGUAAUUUGGGUUUUCAUGCUUGGGAAAUAGCUCGAUGUUGUACCUCACUUCCAUAUUUUCCUCAUUCUUUGGAAUUAUUACUGCAUGAGGUUUUAGAGGAAGAAGCCACCAGCAAAGAUCCCAUUCCAGAUGCUCAGCUUCCAAGUGUCAUAGAAUUUAUUCAAGAAUUUCCUGUAUAUCUGGAUACUGUUGUGCAAUGUGCUCGUAAAACAGAAAUAGCCCUGUGGCCAUAUCUUUUUUCAGUUGCAGGAAAACCAACUCAAUUAUUCCAGAAAUGUUUAGUUGCCAACCAGCUUGAAACUGCAGCAUCAUAUUUAAUUAUAUUACAGAAUUUAGAGUCAUCGUCUGUUAGUCGUCAGUAUGCUACUAUGCUUCUUGAUUCAACAUUAAACAGUUCUAAAUGGGAACUUUCAAAGGAUCUAGUUAGAUUUCUUAAAGCAAUCGAUCCCAAUGAUGUCGAAUGUUCUCGUGUUCCAAUAGUUGUACCAUCAAAAAUUCCUCAUACACCUCCUGUUAAUGGCAAUGAAGAAGAUCUAUCUUUGGUUCUUGGCACAAUGCAUGUUGCUCGAGGACGCAGUUUUAGUACCACAACAACACCUAAAAUACAGAAUGUUGAGAAAACUUCCAGAACAUCUGUUGCUGAUUUAAAUAUCCUCAAAAGAAAGAAAUCUGUACCUGCUGUGAAAUCUGACAGUGUGGAUAGUACUAAGUCGGCUGAAGAAUUUUUCAUGGAUGUUAUGAUAGAAAGACAUGCCCGUCGAUUGCUUAGUCAACAUAGAUUACAUGAUUUAGGGUGUAUGGCUGCUAAUUUAGACUUCCCACUAGUCAGAUGGCUGGCCAGAGAACGUAGUAGAGCUGCAAUAAUUGAUCACUGUGUGUCAGCCCUUAAAAACUUACACGCUGAUUUUGCUUGGCCUUUUCCAUCAUUUAACAGUGGUAAUCCUUCCGACACAGGUCCUGAAACAGAUAGAAGAAGUAGUGCUGAAACUAUAGAGCCUGUUAGUAAUGUUGGUGAUAGUGGUUACAUGAGUUAUCAAGGUCAUAUGCUAGGACCAUCUAUAUCAGAUCAAAUGUUGUCAAUGCCACAAACAGACAAUAUAAGUAUGGUCAGUGAAACAGAUAGUUGGUGUUACAAUGAAGACCUUGAAAGUGUCAGUUCUCAUCAGAUGAAUUCGCCUUGGGGUGAAAUCCCAUCUCCUCAAAUCCUUGACUAUCUUUCAAAGCAGAUUACAACAAAAGGUUCGCCCAAAGCUGAUAUACAGCUUAGAUACCUACUGCAACUCCUCAUGGAUGCAGGAUGCUUACAGUGGGCUCUUCUUAUAUCUGUCUUAUUGCGGGAUGCUAUGGCUGUGUAUAGAAUAAUUAAUGCUGCGAGGUCCCAAGAUCAAUCAUAUGAAGCAGUUGUAAGAUUGAAGCAAAACAUUAUCUCAUUGUGUCAAUGGAGUGAUUCAGAUUGCAUUGGUUAUAAGCCUUUCAUGGUUGUCAUUCAAGGACAAGUUACUACUUUGAAUGACAUCUUAGAAGUAAAACAAAAGGCUAGAUGUUCUACACCUGAUUUCAGAGCUUGUCGCUCAUCUAGUAUAUCUUGUUCUUUGGAAAAAAUCAGCAUGAAUUCUGAACAUCAGCCAAUCAAUGAAGAAAUAUAUGUACAAAAAAAACAUUCUAAUUCUCCUACACCGUCCAUUACUGUUCACUUGAAAGAACGUACUUCAUGUUCGAUCAUGUGAAAAUUAAUAUUUCUUGACUGUUAUUAAUUAUGAAGUAAUAAAUUUGUGAAUAUAUAUUUUAUUCGACAAUUUUAUUUUAGUUUCUAUAAUAGUGUUAUACAACACCUUGUGUUCAAGUUUUUUGAAAAAAAAAAAUUACAAUCAAAUCCAUUGAAAAUCACUCAUGACCAUGAGAUUCCACUCUCAGUUCAGUUUCUUUAAUCUCUAAAUUUAUUGGCUAUUUCAUAUGAAUUUGGGAAAGCUAGACUAUAGAUAAUUUUAGUACAAAACUUGCAUCUCUCUCAAACCCACCUUGUUUGUAUGAAUAUGACUUGAAUGACAUAACCACCUUGUAUAAAUAACUAACUUACUGAUGUGUCACACACCUUGGCUAACAUGAUAGACUUUAUGAGCUUCUCUUAAAUACUUAGCAUUAAAUAUUUCUUUAUCUUUUUGUAUCCUCAUUUCAAAUAUCUUUUUUAAAAUGAAUAUCUAUAUAUCCCUAGAAAGUCACUUAUUUUUUUUCAGUUAAGUUAAUAAGGAAGAUAUACAUUCUUCAAUAAAUAUGAUAAACACAUAUAUACAUUUUCAGAAUUUUAAUUAAGUGAAAAUUAUAUAUAUAUAUAUAUAUAUAUAUAUAUAUAUAUUCUUUAUAUUCUUCCCAAGCCUUAAGGGCCCAUGGUAGCCAUGACCAGUAAUACAAAUCCUUUGCCUUACACUUAAUAUUAAUAUGAUUAGGAUACCGCUAACAACAUAAACUAAAAUAAAUCUUAACUGGAUUAAACCACGUUUUUGCCACCACAGUAAGUAAUCAUAGAAAUACCAUGAUAGCCAAGGUGUUAUAGCUAUUUUGACUCUUGACAAGAUUUUUUCCAUACUUUCAGUAGAAAAUCUAUAAAUUUUUACUAAUAAUAAAAGUUUUUUUUUAUUUUUGUAAAUUAAUCUAAUAGUUAAAAUGAUCAUGUAUGAGAUGUAUAAUAAUUUCACUUGACCAAGUUUACCAGCUAUGUAGAUUAUGUGUCAAAUAAUUCAAUAGUCAUGGACAUUAUAAUAUUUCUUCAUAUUUCAUUUAAAUUAAAAAAAUAUGCAAUAAUUAAAUUUCUUGAAAAUUAUAAAUUAAUAAUAUUUAUGGAACUAAGUAUUUACUAUGGUUUAGAAAAUACAUUAUGGGAACACUUAAAUCAAUUUCAGGAAACUCAUGGUCUUUUCUUAUUAUUCAAUCAUGUCUUGUAUAUAAACAUGUAAAUAAUUUAUCUAUUUUUAGACUUAAUAAGUAAUUAGUUAUUGUUAAUUACUGUAAAAAGGUUACUCUAUGUAAUGUAUGCAGUUUUACAUCAAUAUAUCAAAUUUUUUUAGAAACGUUUAUUAUACUUUACAGUCUCUACAAUAAAGUAGUGUUUUAGUUUCCUCGCUCUUUGUAAUUUCUAAGCAUAUAUUAUACAUAUAUCUUGUUUUACGUAGGUGGUCCCUGAAUAUAAGUUAGUCUAUAUUAAUCAGAUUUAAUGUAAUGGUUGCUCAGUCAUGGUUUUGGAUUAUCUCUCAUUAUCCACCUUUUUUUAAUUGAUCAUUAUUUCUUUUUUCUUCUUAUACUUUAACUCUCCAAAGCCGGUAAUUAUUUUUUCGAAAAUUGUUUAUUUUCUAUUAUAUUUUCCUAUUAUUAUUACAUUUCCUGUGCAUUAAAACAUGCGAAAAUCAAUUUUAAAAAAUGAACGAUCUUAACAACUUCACAGGGAGGGAUGACAUAAAUGUCACACUCUGCUCUUGGGCUAUUUUUUUUUUUUUAUAUAUUACAGAAUUAUAUAUAUUUUCAUUAAGAUAGUUAUAAUAAAACAAUAUGUUUUAUUAAUAAUUUUAUUGAUCUAAGACAUAUAUACAUUUUUGUUUUUAGAAUGUAUUUUAUUUACUUUUUAUGAUGUGAGCAAAACCAUUUCAAGCACAAUCCGUGCACAAUUUGUACACGUUUCACCUGUGCAACACUUGCGCUUAGAAAUUUGUUCAACAAAGUGAUCCAUUCAAUCAUAGUGAAUAUUUAUUGGAACAUGUGAAAAUCUGGGACCAGAAGAUGUAGAAGGUCAUGGUGACUUAUCAGUUGUGUUAUACCUCUCUAAGUAGCAUUGAACAACUGCUCGUCUGAAAUGUAGUUUUUUACCACUUGUAGGUUCAGCUUGUUUGUAUGUAAGCCAUGCAUUGUUCAUGGUAACAUUAAAUAGCCAAGUAAAUAAUGGCCCUCUACCAUUCUUUCCAUGAAUUCAAUCCAUCUGAUCAGUUUCAUCCAAGUAUUGAUUGUAUUGAUUUAUCAAUAUCAACUACGAUAUUGUUAUAUAUUUUUUUAUUUUGGGGCUGAAUUGUUUUCUCAAUCCACAGGUAGCAAACCAUGGACUGUAGAAACAACAGAUACAUUAAUGCCUACCCACUUGCAAAUAAUAAUGCUGUCUUCUUUUUCAAGAGCACCUAUUGCUGUUCCUCUUUCCAUUUUCUUCAAUGUAGCUUUAUUUGGGAGUGUACCACAUUUUUUUCCUAAAACAUAAAGUCAAAUAUUUUGGCAAAACUAAAUUAUUUAAUAAAAUUUUAUUUUAAAAUAUAUUUCUUUGUAAAAAUCAAACUAUAAAAUUACACUACAACAAUGAUUCCAAUAAAAUUCAAAUUUUAAAUUUAAUUCACGUGAUUAUUUAUAUAUACAUCCAUUUGUAAUGAUUUAUUUAUUUUAUAUGUGUAGUAUGUUUCAUAAAAUGAGUCUCUAAAUAGUUUAUAAGUAUAAACAGGCAAUUAUCUAUUGUUUUACCUGUGAUUGGGAAAAGAUUCCUUUAUAUAGUAAAAAAGCAAAGAAUUUCCUAAGAAUCUUGAACAUAAUUUCAGAAUAUUACAAAUAAAUUAAACUGUUGUUUUACCAGCGUAGAGCAUAAUUUUCCUAUUUUGGAAAAAAAAAAGUAGAAGAUAUUGUAGUUUAUAUGAAUUCGAAUUAGCGAAAUUUAAAAAUAUAGCCUCAAGUCUGACUGUGACAUAUCAAAAGGAGUUUAGACCUAAAUUAUGCAGCUGUAAAUUUUUAUAAAAACCUAAGAUUUUGUAUGCUUUAACUAUAGGAGUAAAUGCAACUAAAACACAAAUAAUUAAAAAUUUAAAAAAUAAUGUAAACUUAUGAAAAGAAUUAUCAUUCAUUGAGAUCAAUGUUCAUUGUAGUAAGAUUUUAUAACUUCAAAAUAAACUCAAAUAAGAAGUGUUUAAACCCAUUGUUGAUGCAUAACUGACUCUCAGAGCCUUCUGUAGUAUAGUUAAUGACAUUCCACUCUCAACCAUAGCUAAAAAGAAGGAAAGAUGGAAAGAAAGGUUACGUUUUACUUUGACUCUAAUGCCACAUUAGGCUAGGCUUUGGAGGGGUAAUCCACAUUAAGAUUGAUGCUCUACUUUUAGUUUUUUACUGAAGAUUUAUUUAAUUUAAUAUAAUACAGUAUUCAUUUUUUCUCAUAUUAUUCUUUUAUUGAUUUUCUCUAUCUAAUCUAUAUCUAUUUCCCGAUUACUGGGAUAACUCAUUACACCAUGUCUUUAUUAAUAUAGUUACAUUUUAUCGAACUAUAUAUAAAAAAUUACCAAUUAUCCAAGCAUAUUUGGACAAUCUUAUUGAAUAGAACUAGGUUACUAACAAUUAACCUCUUUGAACAAAUGUUUUCUCAACUCUAUCUUAAGUGUUUUGAAGAUUUGUUGCUUGAAAUUUUAUUGCUUUCAUUGUGUUGGCUCAUUUUAUAUUCUUUUAAAGUUUUGAAUAAUGCUUAGGAUAAAACGUGAAUAUUACCCCAAAAAUCAAUAAUGAUUUAUUUAUAAGUUUGUGAAAUUAUUAUAAAAUGAAAGUUUUUUUUUAUAUAGUGGCCACCUAUGUAGUUUUGGGUAUGAUUGAUUGUUUUGAAUGUGACAUACUUAAUCAUACUUUUUGUUCUGCAAAUGAAACUGCAUAUCUAUCAUUCUAAAUUAAAAAUCAAAUCAAACUAAAACAUUAACUUUUUUAUAAAGUUUGAAAAGUUGCAACUUUAAGUGAAUAUCUAUAUUUUGAAAACAGUUUAUGUACUUCAGUGACCCAACUUUUUUUUUUUAUAGUUAACCCUGCUUGGUGCUAUCAUAUUACUUUCUUUGCUAAAUAAUAUGUUGUUCAUUUUCUGGCUUUUGGACAAUAUUUUCAUAAUCAAUUGUUCUUUUAAAAUAUGUAGUAUCUUUUCAAGUUUUAAAAAUUAUAAUGAUAUACUCUUCCUUUUAUAUAAUGAACUUUAAAACUGUAAAACAAUUUUUCAAAUCUAUUGUUAAAUGACCUUGGUGUAUGUGUUUGUAAUUAUGUUCUGGUAACAUCAGAAAAAAAAAUUCAAAAUUUAUAAUUAGUAAAUAAUUAUAUAUUUUAACCAAUAAUAAACAUAGAUUUUGAUAUUAAACAAAAAUAUGAUCUAGUUAAUUGAUAAAAUAUGAAAUUGUCUAUUAAAUCAUUUAUUUAUUUUUGUUAAAAGUAAAAUUAGUAUUAAAGAAGAUUAUUAGAACAUUUAACAUUUACUAAAGAUUUAUUUAUUUAGUUAUUUAGUAGACAUGGAUUUUUGUGACUGCAGUGGAGUCCUGAUUACCUAAUAGCUUAGUAUAAUAUUUAAAGUUAAUACUGUCAUGUGCAAUAUAUUAUUUAUUAACUAAUUGUUAAGAUUUUUUAAAUAAUUAAAAUACUGAUGUAUAAAUACAAUUUGUAUUAAACGUUCUCUUUUUUUUUAAUCUAUAAAAGCUCGUGUAUGUGGGGUGCUUGUUUAAUGUAUAUGCAAUUUAUUUAAAUAAAACCGUAUUUUAAUAUUCGUAUUUAUUAAUGUAUUUCAUAGCUUCAACUAUUUUGAUGAUCAGCUUAAAUAUUUUCAGUUCAUAGGCUUUCUUUUGGAAGAUUUUGCAAUAUUUUCACAAUUUGAACACACAUUCUAUUAUUUUAUAUGUAUUUUACAAUAGUUUCUCCAAUCCCAUGUUUCUUUGCUACCUAAGUCUUAUGUUCUUUUCUCUGAUCAAGAAUUUUGUAUUUAUCUUCAAUCGAUAUAAUGAUCUUUUAGUUUUUCAUUAUAAUUUUAAAGAAGAUACCCAGAGAAAUAUAAAAUUAAUUAAUUGAUACAAAUCAAAUUAGAAAUUAAGUUAAUAAAUUUUCUCUUAUUUAUUUUAAGAAAUGUGUAAUAAAUAAAAAGAAGUUAGUUUAACAAAAAUUGAAUUUCUCAUAUUAAAAUAUUCUUUAGGAUUCCCUGUGAAAUAAGAUUCAAUGAAUUCUUUAAUAGUGGCCAUGGAAACUAUAAUGACUUUCACAACUGCUGUUUUCUAUUUAAUACUAAUAUAUUUGCAUAAUUUUAUUUGCCUAUUUCAUGCUGAAUAAUUUAGUAAAAUAAAUUAGAUUUAUUUAUUUUUGUUUUAACAUAUAUUAAGAAGACAAUCAGGAUUCCAC